This is a messenger RNA of Perca flavescens (yellow perch), 1578 nucleotides long. It is a transcript of the gene spinb, whose product is annotated as spindlin b. NCBI's taxonomy places the organism in Eukaryota, Metazoa, Chordata, Actinopteri, Perciformes, Percidae. Gene Ontology annotation, biological process: gamete generation. The record is from RefSeq and is a predicted model, not a curated record. The coding region runs from base 159 to 947 and encodes 262 amino acids. The transcript has 6 exons.
ACACACACACGCGCGCACACACACACACACACACACACACACACACACACACACACACACACACACAAACAGCCCCCGGCCUGGUGUCACGCAGACUCACUACCAGCAUUUAACCCCGGACCGGCGGCCUGGCUGGCUGCCCCCCUACAGGUGGAUGAAUGAAGACCCCAUUCAAGAGCCCAGCGGCCCCACGGCCCCCCCGACCAGACGGGGGACAUUCAGGUGUGUCUGCAAACAUGAUGAAGAAGAAAAACUCACACAAGAAACAGAGGACCAGUGUUGGUCCCAGUAAGACUCUGGCUCAGCCCAGAAGGAAUAUUGUGGGCUGCAGGAUCCAGCACAUCUGGAAGGAGGGCAGUAAGUCGUCCCAGUGGAAGGGGACGGUCCUGGACCAGGUCCCUGUGAACCCGUCCCUCUACCUGAUCAAAUACGACGGCUUCGACUGCAUCUACGGCCUGGAGCUGCACAGUGAUGAGAGGGUGGUGGAGCUGGAGGUCCUUCCUGACAGAGUGGCUCCGGCCCGUGUCAGCGACUCGAUGCUGGCUGAAACAAUGAUCGGUAAAGCGGUGGAGCACAUGUUCGAGACGGAGGACGGGCCGAAGGAGGAGUGGAGGGGGAUGGUGCUGGCUCGAGCUCCCAUCAUGACCGCCUGGUUCUACAUCACCUACGAGAAAGACCCGGUCCUCUACAUGUACCAGCUGCUGGACGACUACAAGGAGGGAGACCUGCGCAUCAUGCCCGACUCCAACGACAGCGUGGCGGCGGAGCGGGAACCCGGCGAGGUGGUCGACAGUCUGGUGGGCAAACAGGUGGAGUACGCCAAAGAGGACGGCGGGAAGCGGUCGGGUAUGGUCAUCCACCAGGUGGAGGCCAAGCCCUCCGUCUACUUCAUCAAGUUCGACGACGACUUUCACAUCUACGUCUACGACCUGGUCAAGACCUCCUAAGAUCAGAAAGCCGGUCCAGGACCCCCAAAAAGACUUACUGAGACCUGCUUAGACCCACCGAAAUAACCCCACCGAAAUCCCCCAGUGAAGGAAAACUACGGCUAGGGUUUUAAACAUCCACGAUCUACAGAGACGCCUGAGACAAACAAUAUCAUUCUUUACUCUUUCGCCUUAAACACAAGAAAACAAAUUCAGUUAUGGAAGCCCAGCCCCUCACCAAGACAGAAAAAACUACAACCAGCUCCAAGUCUUCAGGUGUAUCCAGUCAUCUUAUAAUCCAUCAUUAUUGUCCAGAUUUCUUUAGACUAUGUUUGGAUGCUUCCUCCGACACAAAACUGGUUUGUGGGCCCCAAAGAAGACCAGGGAUCCUGUGUUAUAUGGAAUAACUUAAACCUGUAUUGUGAAAUACUAUUUUGGAACAUUUGUGGCGGUAAUACACAAAAACUUGGCUAAAAUCGGGAAAAAAAACCACUGCUGGUUGAGUUGGAAAACUUUUUCUAGAAGCUGAAAUCUGCGGAGACCCGAUCCUGAGAUCCUCAAGACAAAACAAAAACGUUUUCUGACCCAAAUAUCAUUUGCUCCAGAGUGAAAGCAGGUCUGAAACUAUUAAGGUAAACAGAAAGACCUUACC